Sorghum bicolor (sorghum) is the source of this 2234-nucleotide messenger RNA. RefSeq names its product bifunctional epoxide hydrolase 2. NCBI's taxonomy places the organism in Eukaryota, Viridiplantae, Streptophyta, Magnoliopsida, Poales, Poaceae. Bases 920 to 1864 code for a protein of 314 amino acids. The transcript is spliced from 5 exons. Gene Ontology annotation, molecular function: hydrolase activity. The record is from RefSeq and is a predicted model, not a curated record.
UACUAGGCGAGAAAGUUAUCCAAUUCAUUUCUUACUUAGUAGUUGUUGCAGAUUACAUCUUAUUCGAUCAUAUUUUACUAUUUUUGUUUAGGUAUAAGUAAUUGUUCGUAAAUAAAAAUGAUCAGAAUUACUUGAACAAUCCUUUUGUUUGGCCUUUUUCUUUUCUGUAUGUUUUAUUUGGUUCCCCUUUGAUAUCUUCCAAUUUGGUUUUCACACAAAUAAUCUAGCUAUUUUUUUUGUUUUGUUCAUUUAAUAUUUUUUGCAUUAUUUUGAUAAGUUUUAUUUGGUUCAUUUGAUCUGAAUUCAAUGGUCAUGACAAUCCAAUGUUCCAUGGAUCAGAAACAUGCGAUUUUAUUUCUGAUAUCAAUUGGGUGUUUAGGUAGCAUCCAACACUCGGAUGCUAGAUGCUCCUAAAACACUAUUCGUUUGAUCCUAAGUCCAUGGGGUCGGGUUGAAACUUGAAAGAGAUUGAGAGGGAUUCACCUACGAGUCAAAAUCUCCCUCUGCUCCCUUCAAUCCCUCUCAUCUCAUAAUCAAACGAACAAGGCCUAAGGUGGUGAUUCGACCGUACCAAAACACUGAGUCGUCAAAACUUACGAUUGAUAAAAAAAAAAGCUAUAAGACGUAAGAGGUGACAUGGCCUCCCUUUGGCUCCGGCCCUGGGUACAGGACUGCUGGUGCUGAGAUACCUGAUCCAUCGAUUCUAUGAUUCCACCCUGUCUAGUGUUUGUGCUCGUCUUCGGAAAACACCAUAUGUGUCCAAGUGCCGUGUGGCGCUAACUGUGGAGGACCCAAACGGCAAAUCCAAGGCAGAGCAGACAGACGACAGGCGGAAGGAACUGUCCAUCGAUGUGCGUCCAUAAUAUCCCUCCCUACAAAAGCUGAUGAAAUACGUAGCCUUGAAGAGCAAGCAGCAGCAAUGGCGCAGGAGAUCGAGCACACUCACCUCCUCAUCCGCGGGCUCAACCUCCACGUCGCGCAAGUAGGCAAAGGUGACCUGGGCACGGUGGUGUUCCUGCACGGCUUCCCGGAGAUAUGGUACACAUGGCGCCACCAGAUGCUGGCCGUGGCCGCGGCGGGGUACCGCGCCGUCGCGCCGGACUGCCGUGGGUACGGGCUGUCCGACCUGCCGCCGGAGCACGAGGAGGUCUCCUUUGACGACCUCGUCGCCGACGUGCUCGGCAUCCUCGACGCCCUCGACGUCCCAAAGGCGUUCCUGGUGGGCAAAGAUUUCGGCGCCUUUCCGGCGUACGAGUUCGCGCUCCAGCACCCGGAGCGCACCCGCGGCGUGGUGUGCCUUGGCAUCCCCUUCAGCCCGAUCCCCAUAGCCAUCGACGCCUUGCCCGAAGGCUUCUACGUCCUGCGCUGGCGCGAGCCUGGCAGGGCGGAGGCGGACUUCGGCCGGUUCGACGUGAGGCGCGUGGUGCGCACCGUCUACGUGCUCUUCUCCCGCGCCGAGAUCCCGAUUGCCGACGAAGGGCAGGAGAUCAUGGACCUGGCCGACCUGUCCACGCCGCUGCCGGAGUGGUUCACCGAGGAGGACCUCGACGCCUACGCCGAGCUCUACGAGAAGUCCGGCUUCCGCUACCCACUUCAGAUGCCGUACAGAGCUCUACACAAGAUCCCGAACCGGCUGGACGCCAAGUUCCAGGUGCCGGUGUUCAUUGUGAUGGGGGAGAAGGACUACUGCUUCAAGUUCCCGGGGUUCGAGACCGCCAUGCGCGGCGGCAUCAUGGACAGCUUCGUGCCGGAGCUGAAGAUCACCUACAUCCCGGAGGGGAGCCACUUCGUGCAGGAGCAGUUCCCAGAGCAGGUCAACGACCUGCUUCUCGGCUUCCUCAAGGACCAUCCCUCCACUGCGUAAAGGAUUUAAGGAGAGAGUGAGACCGUGAGCUUGGAUCCAUGACUGUGAUAAAAAAAAUGAUCGUUGUUACGUUACCCGGUCGUAGCUGUAGGUAGAGGUGCUUUGGAUUUAGAUUAUGGAGUGAAGUCUAGUUAGACUCUAGUUGCUUUGGAUGGGAUUGAAUGGGAUCUAUAGAAUCCAAAAUUUAUUGGACACUAGGGGCCGGUCAUAUGCUUGUCCGUUGCAACAAGAAAAAUUAUAUCAUGAUAAUCUAAGUUUGAAGGUGCUAUACUUCACCAAGAAAAGAAACAAUAGUUUGAGCGUGUUGCUUGCAAUUCCAUUUGUAUAAUCAAUCAUAUCAAUAAAACAUCGGGUCAGCAAUCUUGAAACA